GUCUCUUGUUCUCAACGUCCAUCUCCUCGUCUCCCAGAUGCCUAAGAUUCGGACAACAAGAACGAAAAAGCCGCCAGAAGGCUUCGAGGAUAUCGAGGGGGUCCUCGAUGACUACGCAAAGAAGAUGCGUGAUGCCGAGAACGAGUCGCAUGAAGGCAAGCGCAAGACUGAAUCUCUCUGGCCCAUAAUGCGCAUAUCGCAUACCCGCUCACGGUACAUAUACGAGCUGUAUUACAAGCGCGAGGCCGUCAGCAAGGAGCUAUAUGAUUGGUUGCUGAAGGAGGGGUACGCUGACGCCAACCUGAUUGCCAAGUGGAAGAAGACCGGCUACGAGAAAUUGUGCUGUUUGCGUUGCAUUCAAACCCGAGCUCUACUUGCGUCUGCCGUGUGCCUAAAGCCCAAGUUCGGGCGGGUACUAUUGUUGAAUGCGUGCAUUGUGGGUAUUCCCGAAGCUGUCAUGGAUCUGUUCAAGAGGAACGCUACAGAACAGGCGGGAGUCUUUGCAGGUUUGAAUCCCGCAUCGUUCAACUCUAACGACCCUUUCCCGCUAUGGGUCAUUCAGACCAUUAUUGGAGGCGUUAUCCUUGGACCCACUGUCAUGGGCAGGAUUCCAAACUUCACGCAGUCGAUAUUCCCGAAGGACUCGUUGCCCAUGCUCAACCUGACUGCCACCAUUGGCCUGGUAUUCUUUCUUUUCCUAGUGGGCAUGGAAGUGGAUAUCCGCAUCGUAAGACGGAAUGCCAGGGCAUCGGCUGCUAUCUCCAUUGCAGGCUUGGUCGUCCCCCUUGGGCUAGGCGCUGCGGUGGCUAUUCCCAUUUACAGGGAAUUCGUAGACCCCAGUGUUAAUUAUGGCUACUUCAUCCUUUUUGUCGCUGUCGCUAUCGGCAUCACCGCGUUCCCAGUCCUAUGUCGUAUCCUCACAGAGGUGAAGCUCCUUGACACCACUGUCGGUGUUGUUGUGCUCUCGGCCGGCGUAGGCAACGAUGUGAUUGGGUGGAUUCUCUUGGCACUUACGGUCGCUCUGGUCAACGCAUCUACAGGCUUAACUGCUCUGUGGACCGGAAGCUUGGAGGCUGGACAACCGAGUGCUAUGAUGAUGACUCUCACACUUGUGAUUGUCCUGGCUUCAGCAUUUUUUACAGACAUUAUCGGCAUCCAUGCUAUAUUUGGAGGGUUUCUGGCAGGCCUCAUCAUUCCGAAGGAGAACGAAUUUGACAUCGCGCUCGUUGAGAAACUUGAAGACCUCGUUGGGCUCCUGUUCCUCCCUCAGUACUUUGCUCUCUCCGGCCUGCGCACCGAUUUUGGAACCUUGGACACCGGCCUCACUUGGGGGUACACGAUAUUAAUAUGUGUUGUCGCGUUCUUCUCCAAAUUCCUCUCCUGCGGCUUGACUGCGAAGGCAUUCGGUUUCAAUCCUCGCGAGUCAGGAGCCAUCGGUAUACUGAUGAGUUGUAAGGGCUUGGUAGAACUCAUUGUUCUCAACGUCGGGCUGCAAGCCGGUGUUCUCAACACUCGCGUCUUCUCUAUGUUCGUCUUGCACGCAUUGGUGCUCACCUUCCUAACGACUCCCCUUACCCUCUGGGUUUACCCCGCACGAGUCCGUGUCCGCGUCGGAACUGUCUCUGAGAAGCAAGGGCCAGGCGCAAGGACGGGAGAGGAUGGCGAUGGCAUUGCAAGGACCUCCGAGGGCUCUCUCAAGACCAGUUUUGCCGUUGUCCUCGACAGAAUCGAGCAACUCCCGGCAAUCAUGACGAUCACGCAGCUCCUCCAACGUCCUGCGCCAUGUGGGGCUCCACCUCCCAUGUCUGAUGUCUCACACACUACCACGAAGUCAUCUGCAGGCGACAACGUCAAUCUACCAGUCUUGACCUCAGCGGCUGCACCGCAUUCUCAGCCCACCGCCAUUCAUGCUCUCCGACUCAUCGAAUUGUCAGAACGAACGUCGGCGAUGCUCAGAUCACAAGCAGCGGACUCGCUUAUCCAAAGCGAUCCCGUCCUAUCUGUUUACCGAACCUUUGGCCGCUUGAACCGCUUCUCGGUGUCGACCUCUCUUUCUGUUGUCCCAUCUGAAGAGUUUUCUGCGAACGUGACGGAGCAUGCGCUGGAGAAUAAAUCGCAGAUGGUGAUCAUUCCAUGGAGCUCCUCUACCGUGGCGGUGGCCGACGAAUCUAUCGCAAGCUCCAGUUCCUCGACUCCUUACAAUCCAUUCGAUGGUCUGUUCAGCAAAAGUUCGGGAAACUUGAGGCUGGAGCACACGUCUUCUGUCGUGUAUUCACAGUUCGUUCGGAGGGUCUUCGCCAACAGCCCUGUCGAUGUAGGAGUCUUCAUCGACCGGGGACUCUCCUUGAGUGGUUCACAAUCUCAUAUCUUCCUUCCCUUCUUUGGAGGUCCCGAUGACCGCCUCGCCCUGUCCUUCGUCAUUCAAUUAUGCAACAAUGAUUCCGUGACUGCCUCGAUUGUGCGAAUCAAAAAGACGGAUCUGGACGCCGAUUCGAUCACCUCUGAAAUUGCGAUGAAGUCGCCAGUGACUUUCCCAGGCAUCACGAGCUCAAAUACGCUGACCUUCCCCGACACGGUCUACGGCCAACGUGACACUCAAACGCGUCUUCAGUCCGAGACGGCGGAUAACAUCCUGUGGUCGCAGUUCACGUCCUCGGGCACUAGCCAUUCCCAGGACGUCGCAUCCGCCCUGACGCGCAUCACGUUCACCGAAGAAUCGACGUCGAAGCCCCUGCACCGCACGAUCGAGAUGGCUGCACAGCUCGCUCAGUUGCCAAGGUCGUUGUUCAUCGUCGCCGGCCGGUCGAGACGCAUGGCCGUAGACUCUCACCAGGCGGAGCUUCGUCAGCUCAUAGCGGAGAAGGGGAUCAGCGUUGGAUCUGAGGCGCCUAAAACUCUGGGAGACGUAGCCGCUGCAUAUGUCGCGACUGGGGUCAAUGCCAGCCUAGUCGUGUUGCAAGCCUGUGCCUGAUACGAUGCGAUGUUCGAUUGCUUCAUCCUUUUACGAUCUCACGGAAAACACUAUUUUUAUCUUCUCCUGUACCGAUAUUCUUCAUCCUGUGUCUCGCGUCUGCGAAGGCAUAACCUCUGUACUAUC
Heterobasidion irregulare TC 32-1 is the source of this 3097-nucleotide messenger RNA. RefSeq names its product potassium:hydrogen antiporter. Gene Ontology annotation, cellular component: nucleus; membrane. The transcript has 13 exons. The record is from RefSeq and is a predicted model, not a curated record. Gene Ontology annotation, biological process: proton transmembrane transport. Bases 38 to 2971 code for a protein of 977 amino acids. NCBI's taxonomy places the organism in Eukaryota, Fungi, Basidiomycota, Agaricomycetes, Russulales, Bondarzewiaceae. Gene Ontology annotation, molecular function: antiporter activity.